This is a messenger RNA of Trypanosoma grayi, 1464 nucleotides long. Its product is annotated as putative sphingosine-1-phosphate phosphatase. Gene Ontology annotation, molecular function: sphingosine-1-phosphate phosphatase activity. Lineage: Eukaryota; Euglenozoa; Kinetoplastea; Trypanosomatida; Trypanosomatidae. Gene Ontology annotation, cellular component: endoplasmic reticulum membrane. The record is from RefSeq and is a predicted model, not a curated record. The transcript has a single exon. Bases 1 to 1464 code for a protein of 487 amino acids.
AUGCUUCAUCAGACCAUGGAGACUCUGCAGCCGGAUGUACAGCAGGAGAACCACCUGAAGAAGCCGAAACAUGAGGAAGCGGUGGUGAACUUCAUUUCUGAUGUUCCUGCCUCACCUCGCGCGCUGCCGCAGAUACAUAAGGUUCCCUUUAAGAGCUGGUACAUGUCCAAUUACUGCAACGACGUACAUUUGUUGUUUAUUUUGCGGGUUCAGCGAUGUUUGCCCUCGAUGCAGCGUGUUUUGACGUUCUACUUUAAGACAUGGAGUAUCACAGGGGAGACGGAGUUUUACACGACUUUCAUCCCGCUGCUGUUUUGGAUGGGCCUCCCAUUCGAGGGCCUGAACAUGUGCUUGAUUAUGUGUAUAAGUCAGUACAUAACUGGGGCUAUGAAGGACAAAGCUGGUUGCCCGCGUCCGCCUUGCCCGCCUGUUGAUCUACGCGGCAGGGUGAGUACGUCCAAGGAGUACGGCUACCCUAGCACUCAUGCAUCUCAUAGUGUCGUAUUUCCCUACGCAGCAUACAAUUUACUUGCCUUGUUUCUUCCCGACCAUCCUAUUCUAUGUUCGUUGGUGUGUAUCGCUUUUUCCAUCAAUGUUUCUCUUUCGCGGUUAUUCCUUGGUAUGCACUGGCCUGCGGAUCUGGUAGCUGGAUGGGGCCUCGCUGGUAUAAUCGUCACAUUUCACCGUGCAUUUCUGGAGGACUGGUUGACGGCUAUCUUUGCCCUGGAGCACGCCAUGCUGUGGCAUUAUGCCGUAGCCUUUUUGAUUAUGCACGUUCUGGCAGUGUUGCACGCGGCACCCGCUGACCCGUGCCCCUGCUACCUGGACAGUCUGCGCUUUCUUGGCGCCACGCUGGGCGCUUUCUUCGGCACGUGGAUUUUCCGCUCACACUACGGUGUGGCGGAAGUCCGCACACUACCGACCGAUGUGUGGAGUGUGGUCUUCUCAUUUCGCUUCUUUGCGGAGUACAUGUGCUGCCUGUUGGUCCUUGUUAUAGGAAAGGAACUCACAUCGUUUGCCUCCCCUCGAUUUCUACGCUGGUUCUUUCUUAUGGCCUCGCGAAGAGUCUCAGGGGAUCGUUCAGGGGUGCUACAGAGGGUGUGCGUUCUGCUUUCUCAUACCGUGCGCCGUGCGUACUGUAUACCGUAUCAUGAAGAUACAACUGAAGACGCUUUUCGUCAGACGCCGCAGCACCAAGAUCAAUGCCAAGCUUCUAUCCCCAGCGACAGCAUCAGUGCAUCGGGUGGUGUGGGUAACACCACUAAGAUUCUGGAGUUUGGCGUGCAGCACACACCCGAGGUAAAUGGGUUUUUAAGAGAAAACAGCCAGAUGUGGUCUCCGCGCACGCACAAGCACUGGUGGCUGUGGGAAGCGCAUAGAUGCACGAUUUCAUACUUUGCGGUGGGUCUACUAGUUGCGUGCAUUUGCCCAAUGAUCUUGCGUGAAUUUUUCGGCGUAAAAUAA